AUGUGUUCGCCAAGACUGCAGUGCCUAGCGCUCCGCUGUACUCCAUAUCGUGGUGGCCUUAUUAUCUGCCAGCUCCUCCUUGACAUUGUCCGAGCUUUUUUUCCCUCAUGGUUCCCCAAGGCCUCCACUCCUGAACAGGAUCUCGGACCUUUGACGGUGGUGCUAACCAGGCUUGAAGGGAAGACUGAAGCUGUCGGCGAAGAUGUCAAAUCGAUUAAGAAUGUUGUUCAGGGCCCCACCCCUGAGCCACAGGAGUCGAUUGUCGAGCUCGUUUCUGAUGUGAGGACAGAGUUGCGCGAGACGGCUCUUGAGCGCAGGAACCAGCACGAGCAGCUGAUGGCCGACGUCCGUGGUCUGAGGACCGACGUCCAAGCCCUUGUGAAACGCGAGGAUGUUCAGGAUGCGACAUCGAAAGGUGAUCAGGUCCUCCAAGUCCUUACCAAGAUGCUGGACAGGCUCCCAGAACCUGUUUCUGCCUUUCCCAAAGCCCCGGGAACAGGGAUGCAUGGGCCACCCAGCGGCUAG
Molecule: messenger RNA, 525 nt
Organism: Dichotomopilus funicola
Lineage: Eukaryota; Fungi; Ascomycota; Sordariomycetes; Sordariales; Chaetomiaceae
Exons: 2
Coding region: 1-525 (174 amino acids)
Source: RefSeq, a predicted model, not a curated record